Messenger RNA from Contarinia nasturtii (swede midge), 1040 nucleotides. RefSeq lists its product as uncharacterized. Bases 41 to 940 code for a protein of 299 amino acids. The record is from RefSeq and is a predicted model, not a curated record. The transcript has 6 exons. Lineage: Eukaryota; Metazoa; Arthropoda; Insecta; Diptera; Cecidomyiidae.
UUUCAGAAUCAAUUCAUUAACGUAUUCAUAACGAAAAGUGAUGAAGAUGACGUUUUCGGUUGUAUAUUUUGGGCUACUUUUGGCACUGAUCCUAAUAACGGUGAAAAUAGCAGAAGGAAAUGGAGGCUCUCGACGAAAUUUUAACUACGGCUAUGAUGAAAGUAGCCAAUAUAACAGUGGCUAUGAUAUGUCAUCGCUCACUGCCGGUAUGGGAAAUCUUGAUACUUCAUUUGGAUCAUCAAAUGGAUAUGAAUAUAGUCACGAUGCUUUUUAUUCAGGUGGAUAUGGAUAUAAUCAAGAUGUUACUCCCACAAAUGACGCUCAAAAUGACGCCAGAUUGGCGGCCAGGAAAAGUAAAGCGGCAGUCAUAAAGGGUGAAAUAAAGACUCCAUGGACCGUAUUAAGUGACGAUGUCAUUCACCGAUUUAUUAAGUUUGCCAACGCAGCACAGCGGCAAAUGCCACAAAAUAUGAAAAGAUAUAAAUUACUAGAUGUUUCAAUAACAAUGAUACCAGAACAAUGUAAGAAUCAUGCAAAAACAGACGAAGAUGAUGUUCAGAUAAUGUAUGGUGGAGCCGGUGGAGAUGUCGGAGGUGAAGAUGCCGUCGGUCAUUACAUUUGCGUUCAUUACGUACAUCAACACCAAACAGUAUACGUUUACGAUAGUUUAGGAUUCGAGUUGAAUAGUAAUCAAAAAAAGGUUCUAAAAGUCUUAUAUCCAAAUUCAAAAUUAAAAUAUGGAACACCGAAGACAAUGCAAAAUGAUUUUACUUCUUGUGGAUUGUUUGCCAUCGCCUAUGCAACAACAGUCAUAUUUGGAGGGGAUCCGGAAAUUUACGAACUUCAAUUAAGCACAAAAGAAGGUGUUGAUCCUUCUAUGCCCCUCAGGCGACAUCUUUUCAAUAUGUUUAAAAAUAAGUCAUUUUCCAUAUUUCCUUAAGGCAAUCUGACUGCAAAAAUUCAGCAAGAUGUAUUUCUUUCAUUAAGAAGUUUGUAAUAAAGUGAAAAUUGCACAUUUUGUGUGUGAAAAGCAAAUGAAA